AUGGCAGCCCCUAAUUUCAAGCUUAUCUCUAAGGAUCAAUUGUUAACUAUGAACAGUGCUAUCUUAAAUAACAGUAAUCUUUUAAGUAAUCAGCUGGGAUUUGUGAAAAAUUACAGCUCUCUGGAGAAUGGCAACAAGGAAAUAGAUUGUAACAGAUUUUUCCUGGAAGAAUUCGAAGAUCUUAACGACAGUUGUUAGGAAAAUCACAAGCUUUCCUACACCUAGCAAAUAAGCUAGAAAAAGGGAUUCUAUUAGCAGAAGGUUUAUGAUUUCGACAAUCUGAAGAAAAAAGACGAGGAAAAGAGAAAGCUACUGACUAAAACAAUUGCUGAUAGCAGCCGAAUCUAAACUUAGAAAUUCUUCCAAAGAGAAAAUAUCAAAUAACAAAUGCUCAAAGAACGUGAUUAUAAACUGAAGGAGAUGAGAACAUAUCGUAAGAAGUCUUUAAAGAACUUUGAGCAUAGUCCAUUCAACAAGAAUCUAACUUACAUUAUGCAGAAAAUCAAACUGUAAAAUGAAAGCAUGCUUUAAUUUAACACUCAGAACAGCCUCACAAAUAGUCCUUAGAAAUCUCCGAAUCCUAGUUCAAACCUUAAGAUGUAUCAACAACUGAGAAUAAGAUCUAAAACUCAAAAUAAAAAUCACAGCUAUCACAUUAGAGAUUUUAACAACAAUAGUUCAUUAAUGAAUACAAAUUAGUUGCAAAAUAUUCCAGAGUAGGAAUAAGAGUAAUUCAAUGAUAACAAGACUUUUGAUUAGCUAGAAGAUGAGCCGGUCAUUUAAAUUAGUAACAAUCAGACAUCAAGACUCUCUGAAGUGAAGCAUAGAAGACCACCUACACUAGAGACUCCUAAGAAAUUCAUCUUUCCAAACUCAGAUAAUUAAUCAAAAUAAAUCACUAUGAGAUAAAAGUUUAAUCUUGCCAGUAAUUAAGAUAAGAUUCAUUAUUCUCUAUCAAGUGCAUAAUCAGCAGCUAAUAACCAUUAUAGUGAGUUUAACACUAAAUCCCACCUUCCAUCUGGCAUAAUCCCACUUAGCACUUCCUAACAGUCAAAAAUAGCAGUUCCAGCAAAUCAUCAACUAUUUUCAAAUUUACAAUUUUAAUAGAUGCAGUCUAAGCUUAACUAAUCAGCAAUUCUGCCCCAAAAUAACUACACUAAUGAUAGUAUGGAGCAGCCAUUCCAAUAAGAUUUGCUUGAUCAGUUAGCAAUCUUGGAAAAUAGCAAAAAUUUCUACAAGAAGCAAAUGCAGAUGCUUGCUAGUUCUAAAAUGAACAAUUCAACCAAUCGAUCAUCUGUCAGGAAAUAUAAAAAUCACUAUAGACAAAUGAGUAAUUAUACACCUAUUAACAUAAUUUACAAUCAAAGUAUCCUAAAUCCUAUAAAGAAACAGAAAUAGAACAAUAAUGAUUACUCACUAACAAAUAAUAACACUGCUGACACUCUCAAGGCAAGACUUAGAAGUAGUACUGAUAGAGAAAGUAAAUAGAGAAUAACAAUUUCACCAAAGACUUAAUGUGGACCAAGAGGUCAAAUAGAAAUAUAAAGUAUGCCAAGAGCUCAAGUUUGUACUACAACAAAUAAAGCGAAUAGAAUAAAGAGAAAUGGUUUUGAUCUAGAAGGGGCAAAUAGCAAGCACUCAAGAGCUAUUAGUAUGGCUAAUAAUUUCAAGAUACAGAUGUAGCAACAAAACUAGUAGUAAAAUGAAGAAUUCAUGUAAACUGUAGAGUAAAAUCCAAAUCUUACUAAUUUUAAUAUCUAAUGA
This is a messenger RNA of Stylonychia lemnae, 1764 nucleotides long. The record is from the annotation of a GenBank genome assembly. Lineage: Eukaryota; Ciliophora; Spirotrichea; Sporadotrichida; Oxytrichidae.